UGCCGCUCUCACUCGCCCGAGCUCUCUCUGCCCCUCGUUCCCUGUCACUCGCUCGCCCUCUCCCCCUCUCAUUUGACUGUGCCUCGCGAGGCGUCCAGCGGCUCCUUCAUGAGCCCCGCCGACUGAUUGUCACCCCGGCCCGCGCCCCUCUCCUUCCGCACCUGGAGCCAGGCAGGAGCAGCGGCAGCAUGUCCCGCAGGAAACAGAGCAAACCCAGGCAGAUCAAACGGCCCCUUGAGGAUACGAUUGAAGAUGAAGAAGAGUGCCUGUCUGAGGAAAAUGACAUUAUCUCAAAAGAAGAGUUUCCUUUGGAGGAAAGCUUUUCUGCAGAGUUUGAGCCUGAGAAUCUGAUUUGUGAAGAAGUGGAAUACUUUUGUAAUAAAGGUGAUGAAGAGGGCAGCCAGGAAACAACAGAAUCAGACGGUGAUGCACAGUCAGAGAAACCAGGACAACUCAUUGUGGAAACCGAUGACUGGGAUGGGCCAGGUAGGAGAAAACAAAUGAAAAUCUAGAAUAAAUAAUUUGAAAUUGACACACUGAGAAUGUUUUCCUUAUGUUUCUGUAAUUAGGGCCAAUGUUGCAUUGUUUUGUAAAUUGAAAAACUUCCUGCAUUCAUGUGGUACCUUGAGAUGUCUACAGGUAAGAGCUGAGGCAAAAUGCUUCACCAGACAACCAUUCUGAACAUGUCCAUCUUACAUGAGAAUUAUACAGAGUAAAGUUCCUAUGUUAUUGCUACUAGAUAUAAAAAUGUUAUUCCUUAGCAUUUUGAUAACUAAAUGCCGGAUUGGAGUUAGCAAGAGGCUCCCAUUUUCAUUGUUGGCUAUGGCUGAUAGUGUCUCCCAAUUCCAGGGGUGGGCAAGAUACAUCUCAUGGGCCGGAUCCAGCCCUCCAAGCCACAGGAUCCAGCCCGUGGACCACCCUGCUGGAACCGUCAGGCACAUAGCAGACUCUGUUUUUAGCAGAGGGCUGUUCCAUGUGACUAUCUGCUCUGGAAGGAGAGGGAGGCUAUAUGUGAUCUCCC
This is a messenger RNA of Pelodiscus sinensis (Chinese soft-shelled turtle), 1021 nucleotides long. NCBI's taxonomy places the organism in Eukaryota, Metazoa, Chordata, Testudines, Trionychidae. The record is from RefSeq and is a predicted model, not a curated record.